UUUGAGUCAGUUUUUAAAACUGCCCUGCUAUUGGUAGGGACGCAUCAGGAUUACAGCCAAGACUUCCCUGCAUUUUCUGCCAAAAUCUGUGUCAGAUUUAAGACACAUGCUUCUGCAAGCUUCCAUGAAGGUUGUGAAAAAAGUUUUAAUCCAGAGUUGGGUUCCAGCUUUCUGUAGCUGCAAGCAUUGGUGGCCGUACCACCUCCUUACAAAGCAACAAGAACCUGCGGCAUAGGGUAGAGAGAUUUUUAAAAUUUGCUGGACAUGAAAUGAAUUUAGAGUGCUCUCUAAUUUCAGGUGGAGAACAUAUCCACUCCUUGAUAAUUUUUGGAGCAUAAAAACAUUUUAAUUUUUUUUUCAUUUCUCUCCCCACCCCAAGAUUGUGCAAAAAAUGUACCUUGCCUAAUUGAAGUCAUUUCAUUGGAUUUGAUCACAACUGAUUGUUCUUCCAUGUGAAGUUUUGGGGUUUUGAACUUUGCUUCUGGAGAAUGCCUUUUCUCUAGCUGCCUGAUGUCAACUGCUUAGUAAUCAGUGGAUAUUAAAAUAUUCAAAAUGUACAGAGAGUGGGCAGUGGUGAAUAUUUUCAUGGUGUCUUACAUGCAGCUGGUGAAGGGCUCCAGUAACGAACAUGGACCAGUGAAGCGGUCAUCUUGGUCAAUGUUAGAACGCUCUGAGCAGCAGAUUAGGGCUGCUUCUAAUUUGGAGGAACUACUGCGAAUCACGCACUCUGAGGACUGGAAGCUGUGGAGAUGCCGGCUGAAGCUCAAAAGUUUUACCAGUAUGGACACUCGCUCAGCAUCCCAUCGGUCCACCAGGUUUGCCGCAACUUUCUAUGACAUUGAUACACUAAAAGUUAUAGACGAGGAGUGGCAAAGAACCCAGUGCAGCCCUAGAGAGACGUGUGUGGAGGUUGCAAGCGAGCUGGGGAAGACCACCGACACAUUCUUCAAGCCCCCUUGCGUGAACGUGUUCCGGUGUGGCGGCUGCUGCAAUGAAGAAAGCCUCAUCUGUAUGAACACGAGCACCUCGUACAUUUCCAAACAGCUUUUUGAGAUAUCAGUGCCUUUGACAUCAGUACCUGAAUUGGUGCCUGUGAAAGUUGCCAACCAUACAGGUUGUAAGUGCUUGCCAACAGCCCCCCGCCAUCCAUACUCAAUUAUCAGAAGGUCCAUCCAGAUCCCAGAAGAAGAUCGCUGUUCCCAUUCCAAGAAACUCUGUCCUAUUGACAUGCUGUGGGAUAACAAUAAAUGUAAAUGUGUUUUACAAGAGGAGGACCCACUUGCUGGAACAGAAGACCUCUCUCAUCUCCAGGAACCAGCUCUCUGUGGGCCACACAUGAAGUUUGAUGAAGAUCGUUGUGAGUGUGUCUGUAAAACGCCAUGUCCCAGAGAUCUCAUCCAGCACCCAGAAAACUGCAGUUGCUUUGAGUGCAAAGAAAGUCUGGAAAGCUGCUGCCAGAAGCACAAGAUAUUUCAUCCAGACACCUGCAGCUGUGAGGACAAAUGCCCCUUUCAUACCAGAACAUGUGUAAAUGGAAAACCAGCAUGUGCAAAGCAUUGCCGCUUUCCAAAGGAGAAAAGGGCUGCCCAGGGGCUCCACAGCCGAGAGGAUCCUUGAUUAAGCUUUGUUCCAAGUUCCCCAUCCCUGUCAUUUUAAACAGCUUUGCCAAGUUGCUGUCACUUUUUUUUCCAGGUCUUAGAAAAAAAUCCAUUUUACAUAGUAGUACCACGAUGAAUCCAGACUAACCUUCCAUUCAACACAAGCUGCGGACUCCCUGGUUCAUUGACAGAUAUCUUCUAGCUGUAGAUGUCUCUGCACACCAAGGAAUGGGGGGGGGGGCGACAUGUGGAAUGCUUUUUUGGUGAAUGAGAAAGGUUUGCUCAUCAUGGAAUGGCAGGGGCCAUGUGAUUGAUUCCUCAGAGCAGAUGAGGAAAACUGCGUGGUCUCUGAGUCCUUUGCUAAUUACAACUCUCUUGUGAAUUAUUCUGAUUCUUUCUUAUGCCGAAUUUGAUUUGUAUGAUCAGCACUGACUUUCUGAUUACUGUCCAGCUUGUAGUUUCUGAGUUUAGUGAACUAUCAUCUGAUGUUUCAUAUUUAAGUGUAUUUAAAGAAAAUAAACACCAUUAUUCAAGCCAUA
Galeopterus variegatus (Sunda flying lemur) is the source of this 2137-nucleotide messenger RNA. It is a transcript of the gene VEGFD, whose product is annotated as c-fos induced growth factor (vascular endothelial growth factor D). The coding region runs from base 553 to 1617 and encodes 354 amino acids. The record is from RefSeq and is a predicted model, not a curated record. Gene Ontology annotation, biological process: vascular endothelial growth factor receptor signaling pathway; positive regulation of angiogenesis; vascular endothelial growth factor signaling pathway. Gene Ontology annotation, molecular function: chemoattractant activity; vascular endothelial growth factor receptor 3 binding; growth factor activity. Gene Ontology annotation, cellular component: membrane. NCBI's taxonomy places the organism in Eukaryota, Metazoa, Chordata, Mammalia, Dermoptera, Cynocephalidae. The transcript has 7 exons.